Labeo rohita (rohu) is the source of this 1450-nucleotide messenger RNA. RefSeq names its product calcyphosine-like a (gene capsla). NCBI's taxonomy places the organism in Eukaryota, Metazoa, Chordata, Actinopteri, Cypriniformes, Cyprinidae. The coding region runs from base 117 to 683 and encodes 188 amino acids. Gene Ontology annotation, molecular function: calcium ion binding. The transcript has 5 exons. The record is from RefSeq and is a predicted model, not a curated record.
GUGCACCUGAGAAACACACGAGACCGCGCACUUCACAAGAGACCACCGCAAAAGACAGACCAACCUGAAGUUGCAGGCAGCUGAAGUGGAUCCACAGAGACUCUACUGAGGUGCAAAUGGCCGCAGAUGCCGUGGAGGAGCUCAGGCAACAGUGCCUUAAGAGAGGCGCGGCGGGAAUCAAGGGUCUUGGAAGAACGUUUCGCAUUAUGGACGAUGAUGGCAGUAAAUCUCUAAACUUCCAGGAGUUUGAGAAGGGGCUGAAGGACUAUGGCGUGUCUGUGGGGAAGGAUAAGGCACAGCAGAUCUUUGCCAUGAUGGACAAGGAUGGAAGCGGCACUAUCAACUUUGAUGAGUUUCUUGAGAAACUAAGGCCACCCAUGUCGAGUGCACGGAAGCAGGUGAUCGAUCAGGCUUUUCAGAAGUUUGAUAAGACAGGAGACGGCGUUGUGACCGUAGCAGAUCUACAGGGUGUCUACAACAGCAAACAUCACCCAAAAUACAAGAGCGGAGAGUGGACGGAAGAACAAGUUUUCCACUCCUUCCUAGAAAAUUUCGACUCUCCGUGUGACAAAGAUGGAAAGGUGACGCUGGAAGAGUUUGUGAACUAUUACAGCGGAGUCAGUGUUUCUAUUGACAGCGAUGAGUAUUUCAUUACCAUGAUGAAGAACGCAUGGAAGCUGUAGUCAUCAUCAUCAUCAUCUCUGAUGCGCUCCCAAAUCAGUUUUGACGCAUUCGUUUUGUUAUUAGAAGAAAAACUACUGAAAUUGCUCAGAUUGCACACUGUUUACUUGUCUAAUUAAACGUCUUUGGUUUCUACAUCUUGCCUUGAUGUUUCACACACUGCUUGUUUCCAGAAGACGAAAUGAACGCAUGUGAAUCUUGACCGGGACUCGAGUUAACGGCGUGACAGCUGUCAAAACCAGGCCUUGUAAGACGUCCGCUUCAAAGAGCGUAAUUGAGUCCUCUGACAAACACUCUUCAAUCACAUGAUAAAUCGCGCCAGCUGUUUAGGCUGUAAACUUGUGCAUCGAUUCAUUUUAUGCAGUAUAUGUGCUGUAGAGUCAGAUGAUCACAAGCGCCUGUGUUUGCUGCGCCAUCUGCUGAACAUUCACAACAUCACACUAUUAAACAUAAAAAAAGAACAACCUAAAGAUUAGGAGAGUAAGAUUUUAUACUUGAUACAUUUAUUCAUCAAGGACGCAAUAAGUGACAGUAAAUAUGUUAUAAUGUUACAAAAAGUCUAUUUCAAAUAAAUGCGGUUUUUGAACGUUCUAUUCAUCAAAGAAUCAUUAAAAAUAAAAUGUAUCACAGUUUCCACAAAAAUAUGAAGCAGCACAACUGUUUUAAACAUUGAUGCAUUGUUGAGCAGCAAAUCGGCAUAUUAGAAUGAUUUCUGAAGUAUAAUGUGACACUCAAGACUGGAGUAAGGAUGCUGAAAAUUCAGCUUUGA